CCCCCGCCCUACCUGCUCCACUUUCACAUACAUCGUGUUUGACAGGUUUGACAGGAACUUCACUUUGCUUUGGAAUACUUUUCCUGGUUUAGUCAGUGCUCCAUUGAACUCCAUUCACUGGGACUCAAAAUCAAUCUCAGGACCGACCGCGUGUUUUCUUCUUCUUCUUCUUCUCUGGAGUAUUGAUCAAAUGCACACUUCCUGCUGAUAGCAAACGAUGCUGAUCGGGGCCAGCGUGACGUAGAUAAUAUCCUCGUUCCCAAUACUUCAGUCUGCGAAGUUACAUGAGUGUGUUUGGAGAAACUCGGCUCCGCAAGGAUGAAGGAGAUGAACGUGUUCCGACACCUGAUCAACUUUGGCGUCAACCCUGCAGCUCUGGCCUACGCCAUGACAACGCUGGGAUCUACCAUGAUCAACAAUAUAUUCAGCUUCUACUAUGUCAAACUCUUCCUCAAUAAGUACAAGAUCUCAGAGGGGGCAUUCCACCAAUCACAAGUGGUGUACAUGAUUUGGAACGCGGUCAAUGACCCUCUCUUCGGCUACCUGCAAGAUAACUCCCGGGUGCCUUGUUUCACCCAGCGACGCCUCUCCAUCCUGUAUGGCGCUGCCUUCUACUCACUGUCUUUCCUUCUGGCCUGGUUCCCAUGGCGCUCCUACGCCCCCGGUGACUGGCUGAGCGGCUUGCAUUUGAUAGUGACUCUGUGUGCUUUUGACGGCAUGCUGACUUUUGUGCUGCUGGCACAAUGUGCAUUGUUUGCGGAGAUUUCCAGCCAGCAUCAGAGCCGACUGAGACUCAUAAAGUACAGCCAGGUGGCCUCUCUCAUUGGCUCCUCCAGCAUCCUUUUCUGUGGUUUGCUGUCCAAAAACAUGGAAGACUUUCCGGCCUUCCAAGCCUUCACAGUGCUCACUGCUGUCCUAAGCUGCGGCUGCAUGCUCUAUACAGGCCUCUACAGUGAGAGCCGCUUCGAUAACAAAGGAUCGGAAUCCGAUGCCCCUGAGGCUGUUGACAAGACGUCCCCUCAGUCAGUGUUUUCUGUCUCCUCGUUAAGAAUAUUGAUGUGGCAAAUCCUGACCAAUCGAGACUUUCAGCUAUUUGUGCUCAUGAACUUCUUCCAGGUUUUCCUGUUGACUUUCUUUAACAAUUUUACCAUGAUAUUUGCGGAGCACUUAAUCCCCCCAGAUGCACUUCCAUCUCUGGCCAAGAGCAUCAUGUAUGGAGCAGGAUUCAUCUGUCCACAGCUGUUGGUAUUGAGCUGUCAGAGUCUGCUGCAUGGCCUUGGCUACUACAAGAUCAUCCUCUUCACUUUCUACAUAGAGGCUGGAUUGGCGGCUAUCAUGCUAGCACUUGGCCCUCAGCACUACUAUUUUAUGGCCUUUUAUCUCACUUUUAACAUGGUUAUAAUUCAAGCAGCCUUCAGUCUUUUCGGCUUGCCUUUGGCUGACAUCAUCGACACAGACUUGCAGAGGUACCAGCGCAGUUCCCCUCUCUCCUCGAUGGUGUUUGGGACGAAUGCUCUGUUCACCAAGCCGGGCCAGUCCCUGGCCCCUAUGUUAGUGCUCAGCAUCCUCAACCAGUAUGGAUAUGAACAGCUGAAGGAAGUAGUGGGGAAGUCAAAUCCAAGCGCCCUUGACAGCCUCCACAGCGUGAUGUUCUACUUGGUGUGUCUGGUGCCAAUGUGUGUCGCUGUGGCGCAGGUCCUGGCCUGGAGGCCGUUUUCCAUCCGCAACAGUCACACAGUGGACACAAAGUACAUUGACAGCUAAUGUCAAUGUUUCAAUGGUAGUUGAUUUACAUUUCUUUAGCUCGGAUUUGGGAAAAAUUCUUUAUUGCUGAGUGAGAGAUUACGUUGAAUGUAAUGUGUAUUAAAGUGUUUUCAGACAUGAACUAUGUAAAAUUUCCUGAAGAUUGGGUCCAGACAGUUUGCCUUUCACCUAUGACGAAUGAGCAGGAAAUUGUCAGAGUCAGACCUGGACACACACUAACAGGGACAUUUCUUGAGCGUUCUUUGGGGUCAGCCAGGGCAGAACAUGCAAGAGGCAGGACAUGAUGAUAAAACUGACAUUUUGUCUGUUUAGAAAUUUUAUUAGGGAGCCGUUUUCAGACAUGUUGCCGGAAAUUUACGGGAAAAUUGGGUAGAGUUUGCUGUUCGCUUAUGAAGAACGCAGCAGCAGAGUGUCCGAGUCAGAUGCAUUCACAACAGCAGGAACAUUUUCUGGAACAUUCAGGCGAGAGGUGGUGCCGGGGUAGAGCGCCCACACGCUUGCCAUGGUCUUCUGAAUAUUUUCCAGUUGAAUUCUCACAUGAGCUCACUUAUGGGCUGGCAGGAAAAGUUCUUCAUAAUAUCCAGAGCAACAUUUGCGAAUGAUUGCAUUCUUUUGUACAUUUGACAUUUGCACAUACAGCCCCAUACAGCUGCUUUCAGUGAAAGUCUGAAAGCAGCUUUACUGAAUAUUUGAGAGACUCAUAAACUGCACUGUAUGGAUGCAGUUUAUGAAUAUGUACUGUAUUCUGCAAAUGUGUGUUCACUGACACCAAGUAUAUACAUAUCAGCCAUGCUAUAUAAAGAGGAGAGGCCUCCAUCACUACCAAAGACGGUUUCCCUCCAUUGAAGCUCUAAAAGCUAACGGUCCAGAGUGCUGUAAAUCAUUUUGAUGAUCAGACAUGUAUUUAAAUCUGUGUUGCAGAUGUUCAGUUUACUGUAGAAUUCAAACAUCAACACUAAGGAUGUUUGGAUGAAUGGUUAAAAAAAACAACUCAGUUGUCUUUGCAAGAAAUUCACAUCACAGCUUUUUAUUUGAAAAUUGCACAUAUAAAAAUUCACCUUGACCUUUUAAGUAAUUUCACUAAAUUCUAAUGUCAUUAGAGGGAUCUGGAUUCUUUCCGUUGGUAUUUGCAAAGGGAAAAAAAGAGAUGAACAUCGCUGAGCAGAAUGUGUCACCAUGAUAACUGAAAAACAUAUUGCCUUACUGUAAAUCACUUGUAUGACAGGUGAUUUGUUUAGAACAACUUCAACGCCUUUCCUAAUUUAAAUUUGUGUAUUCUAAGCUGUAUUGAAUAUACAGUUGUCUGUAAUUUGCCUUUUUUUGUUAUUGCAUGAUUAAUAAUGAUCAACUUUCUAUGGUAAAAUUGUAUCUUUUGGUUUAGUUUCCAAGAUUUUUGAUUAAAUGUACUGUAAACUACACAACUACAAGCUGAAUAUGACUUACAUUUUUACAUAUUGCAUGUUUGUUAUUUACUUAUGUGUCAAGGAUAUGUGUCAUACAGUGAAGUUUGUACGAACAGCUUUAUUUCUAUUCUUGCACACUUGCUCUUCUGAUCUGAUCAACCAUUUAUCCUGACAAUAAAAAAUAAUUUGUACUA
Molecule: messenger RNA, 3361 nt
Organism: Scophthalmus maximus (turbot)
Lineage: Eukaryota; Metazoa; Chordata; Actinopteri; Pleuronectiformes; Scophthalmidae
Gene: mfsd13al
Product: major facilitator superfamily domain containing 13a-like
Exons: 7
Coding region: 319-1764 (481 amino acids)
Source: RefSeq, a predicted model, not a curated record